GGAUGUCGUGUGGGCCGGAUUCUGUCCGGAGCUCUAGUGGGUUACAAUCCGCGAUCUAACUAGUCGUCAGCGUACAUUCCGGGCUAACCAACUGCGCGGUGCUCUUCUCUCGCUGCUGAAAGCUCGCAACGUCGCCGCGAACGGACCCACGCGAGCUUUAUUGUUAUUAUUAUUGCUAUUACCUCGUAACAAUAAUCGUUACAUCAAGUGGUUCUAUAUUAUGAUGAGGUUCUGCGGGUAUUUCCCACGUGACAUUGCCAGUGCCGCGUGAACUUGUGUACUCAGUGACAUUGUGAUUGUUGUUUCUUGUGAGCAAAGGACAUCCCUCAGUUUUGAGGGAUCUGGGACACGCGGUCAAAAUUAACGCGGCAAUAAUGAACUCCUACUUCGAGCAGAGUGGCUUCUACGGAGGCCACCAUCACCAAAGCGCCAGUUCGGUGACAGGGGCCCAUCACCAUGAUCACCAAAGUGCGGCUGCAGCAGCUGCGUACAGGUCCUUCCCGCUAAGCCUGGGAAUGUCUCCUUACGCUUCCACUCAACAUCAUCAUGCACAUUCCUUACACCAAGCCAGACCUCCGCAAGAUUCUCCGUACGAUGCCUCCGUAGCGGCAGCAGCCUGCAAAUUAUAUUCCUCAUCAACAGAUUCUCAACAGAAUUCCGUCAACUACAGCUCGUCGAACACCAAGUCAGAUUGCUCGAAAGGCAACGCAGACCAAAACGGUUAUGCUUCAGUGGUAGCUGCAGCAGCUGUGAAAGAUGUUUGGCAAAGCGCAGCUUCAGGUGGUGGCGCGAAUCUUUCCAACAGUCUCACCGGCCCCGUGCGUCCAGCUGCUUGCACGCCAGACUCUAGAGUAGGCUAUGGUUCCUCAGUAGGCUUAGUGGGAGGUGAUCCUUCGUCCAGUCCUGGUACCGCUUCCGGAGGAAGAACGGGAAAUUCUUUGUCGUCCUGGAACAACCCUUGUUCACUCAACACGACAUCAUCGCAACCAGUCGGCACCCAGAUUCAUCAGCAGACCAACCAUACCUUCUACCCUUGGAUGGCUAUAGCAGGAGCUGUCCAGGACACUUUUGCAACUGGAGCAUUAACCCAACAUUUAGGUGUCUCAAGACCUGAUUCAUGUUUAGAUUCCCAUUUCAGCACCACCAAUAUAUCAGCAUUAUUGACGCUCUUAAAUGAAUCGCCUGCUAAGCGGAAGGUACUCGCAGCUAUACGCAUGUCCGUCUUGCAAGCACAGUCCAACCAAGCAUCGAGAAGAAGAAGAGACGAGAGACCACCGUGGCUGAGAAUCGCGCACAAUCUUCAUUCAAGUCCUGAGUAUUAUGCUAUAAAGGCGGGGUAA
Acanthoscelides obtectus is the source of this 1340-nucleotide messenger RNA. Lineage: Eukaryota; Metazoa; Arthropoda; Insecta; Coleoptera; Chrysomelidae. The record is from the annotation of a GenBank genome assembly.